Schistocerca piceifrons (Central American locust) is the source of this 501-nucleotide messenger RNA. RefSeq lists its product as uncharacterized. The coding region runs from base 1 to 501 and encodes 166 amino acids. Lineage: Eukaryota; Metazoa; Arthropoda; Insecta; Orthoptera; Acrididae. The record is from RefSeq and is a predicted model, not a curated record. The transcript has a single exon.
AUGGAUAUACAUGAUGAGCCACCGGCAGACUCAGUAGAAACUAUUAGAGAAUGGGCUGAUGAGCGCUCUAAUUGGAAGUUGGAUAUAGAUGAUGAGCCACCGGCAGACUCAGUAGAAACUAUUAGAGAAUGGGCUGAUGAGCGCUCUAAUGGGAAGUUGGAUAUAGAUGAUGAGCCACCAGCAGACUCAGUAGAGACUAUUAGAGAAUGGACUGAUGAGCGCUCUAAUGGGAAGUUGGAUAUAGAUGAUGAGCCACCGGCGGACUCAGUAGAAACUAUUAGAGAAUGGGCUGAUCAGCGCUCUAAUGGUAAGUUGGAUAUAGAUGAAGAGCCACCGGCAGACUCAGUAGAAACUAUUAGAGAAUGGGCUGAUGAGCGCUCUAAUGGGAAGUUGGAUAUAGAUGAUGAGCCACCGGCAGACUCAGUAGAAACUAUUAGAGAAUGGGCUGAUGAGCGCUCUAAUGGGAAGUUGGAUAUAGAUGAUGAGCCACAGGCAGGCUAA